GUCACGUCUUGAAUGGUCUUGAAGUUAUUGUCAAGGAAAUUUUUGAUUCCUUCUUGCAAUUUCUUUUUUUCUAUUGAUCUACUUGAAAAUUUAAUUACUCAAAAUGUCAGAAAUAAAAAUUGUCGCAGCAAGUAUAGUAAAUUUUUUGAGACAGCAACUAGAAGGAGAGUCGUUAAACAGCGACUCCAAAGAAAGCAUAGAAGUCGGCGUUCAGUGCAUAGAGACCGGUUUUGAGUUGAGCCAGGAAGAGCUGAGCAAAGGCAUAGAUCUGCUGCAGUUGAUCCGGCAACAACGCGGCAACGACACCGUCGACCGCGCCGAAGCGGAGAAACUAAAAAAUGAAGGUAACGAUUGCAUGAAAGCGGAUAAGUUCCGCGAAGCUUUCGACAAGUACACGAAAGCGAUCAAAAUUGACCCACGCAACGCAGUGUACUAUUGUAACCGUGCCGCCGCGCACUUCAAGCUGGGCGAGCACGAAGCGGCGAUAGCGGACUGCAUGGAGGCCCUCGCGCUGCAGCCGAACUACGGCAAGGCACACGGGCGACUGGGGCUGGCGCUGGCGGCACUGGACCGGAACGUCGAGGCGCGCGCCUCUUUCGAUCGCGCCGCGCAACUCGACCCAGAUAACGAGUCCUACAAAGAGAACUUGCGCCUGGCCGAAGAAAAGCUUCUUCAGGCAAGUCCACGGGAGACCUUGGACUUGGGUGGGUUAUUACAGAACCCGGCCCUAUUAAAUAUGGCAACGGAGAUGCUUUCCAAUCCUAAUAUGCAGAACCUUAUAUCUGGGCUGAUGAACAAUACAGCAUCAACCCCGGGCAGUGGAAGAAUGAAUGUCCUUCUGGAGGCGAGCCAGGCCCUGGCGCAGCACAUGCAGGCGGCCAACCCUGAAUUGGUGGACCAGCUGCGACGGCAGGUGCGCCCACCAGGCCCUGGGGAUGAGCAGCCCCCAGCGCAAUGAUGGUCUGGCCCAGCACAUGGAGUGUGAUAGACUGAUGGCCUUCAUUUCUCACUCUUGUUGAUACAUGUAUGUUAAUCAUCCAAACUGAGAUACAUAUUUAGUUUGCAAAGCGAAGCCCGCUGCCACACAUUACAUUUGCUAUAGACAGCUUGUGAUGGUUUUUUCUUUCUG
Molecule: messenger RNA, 1129 nt
Organism: Papilio polytes (common Mormon)
Lineage: Eukaryota; Metazoa; Arthropoda; Insecta; Lepidoptera; Papilionidae
Product: small glutamine-rich tetratricopeptide repeat-containing protein alpha-like
Exons: 1
Coding region: 104-958 (284 amino acids)
Biological process (GO): post-translational protein targeting to endoplasmic reticulum membrane
Cellular component (GO): membrane; TRC complex
Molecular function (GO): protein binding; molecular adaptor activity
Source: RefSeq, a predicted model, not a curated record